AUGGUCUCAACUUCAGCAUCCGACGAAUGUCCGUUCCCACAGAAUCGUGACCAUAUUUAUUCCGAUAAAUUUAUUUGUUUUGAUCCUCAUUCUUAUUCUAGCGGCCGGUGGUUGCGGCAGGACAAGUCAGAACGUGCCGCUCGCUACAUUAAAUUCGACUUCAAUGCACUCUGCCAGAAAGUCCUUGAUGUCUCUCCCGGCGCAGACACCAUCAUAAACUGCAAGAAACUUGAAGGAGGAUUUAACCGGGUGUUCGUUUUUACAUUAAACGAUGCCAGGCAGGUUGUGGCGAGACUUCCAUUUGCUCUUGCUGGACCAGCGAAACUAACUACGGCCUCGGAAGUCGCUACUAUAAAAUACCUACAAUCCAAGACUAGUAUUCCCAUUCCCGCGAUUCUUGACUGGAGCAACGAUGCUACAAAUGCCAAUAAUACUAUUGGUAGCGAAUACAUUAUUAUGGAACAUGCUACAGGCGUGCAGCUGCAUCAGAAAUGGCCUGAAAUGGCCGGUGACCAGCGGAUGAAAGAGUUGGUUGACCUACGGUUUCCAGCCUUCGGGAGUCUGUACUUCGCUAAUCCUCCUGGUUUUGGUGGUAUGUAUCCCUUGGAUAAAGAGUUUUGCAUUGGAGCACACUGUGGAACUCGGUAUUGGGAUUGUUCUGUUGGUGAGCAGAGAUAUUAUCAUAGUGUGAAGCCUAACCAAGGACCCUGGGGCAAUAUUGGUGAAUUUUGUGAUGGUCUCAUUGACGCAGGUCUCUCAAGACUCCCUCCAGUCAACUCUAACAUCGAUAACAAACCUUUUUAUCAUGGUUCAACCAGAAUACACCGGUCUCUGUUAGAAGGCGCUCGAGCUAUGCUGAAGCAAAUGUCUACUGAUCAUCGAAUUGCAGAAGCUGCCAUACCAUUGCUGUUCCACCCAGACCUACAUAAAAGGAAUAUAUUUGUCUCGGAAGACGACCCUGCCACCAUUACGGGCAUUAUCGACUGGCAGGCGACAAGUAUUGAGCCAGCUUUCUGGUAUUCCGACGAGAUACCAGAUUUUGCUACACCUAUUGAAACAGGGGAUAGCAUUUAUGCUGAAGCGUUUGAAGUCUCUUCUCAGUUCCUUACACCCAUUCUCUCUGGUCCUCGGCUGAUAGACGAAACUCUCUUCCGGCCUUUUCGUUAUAGCUACAGGACUUGGAAGGACGGGGCAGUGGCACUGCGCCACGAUAUGAUUGAAACAGCUCGACGUUGGAAGGAACUCGGACUUGUAGGCCAGUGUCCGUACCCUCUACCAACGCCAAAGGACUUAGUAGAUCAUGAGAAGGAAUACAAACUUUUCGAGGCAGCACAGGGCCUAAGACGGGACCUCUCAACCCUGCUCAAUACAGCGUCCGAUGGAUGGGUGCCUCCUGAGGAGUGGGAAGUAACGGAAUCGGCUCAUAAGGAGAUAUUCACUGGGAUGUUACGGGCCGUUUUAACAAAUCAAGAACUGGAUGAGGAUGAGCCUGUGAAAGACGAGGAAACCCUUUGA
Messenger RNA from Aspergillus pseudonomiae, 1515 nucleotides. RefSeq names its product kinase-like domain-containing protein. The transcript has 4 exons. NCBI's taxonomy places the organism in Eukaryota, Fungi, Ascomycota, Eurotiomycetes, Eurotiales, Aspergillaceae. The coding region runs from base 1 to 1515 and encodes 504 amino acids. Gene Ontology annotation, cellular component: mitochondrion. The record is from RefSeq and is a predicted model, not a curated record.